CCUCUCUCUCUUGCAAAAUGGCGGCCACAGCUCCUGCUGCGGCUCCUCCCGCGGCCGCCCCGCCGCAGAGUCCGACGGCGGCUCCCGCCGCCCCGGCGGGGAACGCUGCCCCCGCGGCCGCGCCGGCCCCGCCGGCCGCGCCGGCCCCGCCACCCGCCGCGCCACUGUCAGCCGCGCUCUCGGGCCCUUUCCCCGGCGGCCGCGUGGUGCGGCUGCACCCGGUUGUGCUCGCCUCCAUCGUGGACAGCUUCGAGCGGCGCAACGAGGGCGCGGCGCGGGUCAUCGGGACGCUGCUGGGCACCGUGGACAAGCACUCGGUGGAGGUCACCAACUGCUUCUCCGUCCCGCACAACGAGUCCGAGGAUGAGGUGGCUGUGGAUAUGGAAUUUGCCAAAAACAUGUAUGAGUUGCACAAGAAGGUGUCUCCUAGCGAGAUCAUCUUGGGCUGGUAUGCAACAGGUCACGACAUCACGGAGCACUCAGUCCUGAUCCACGAGUACUACAGCCGGGAAGCACACAAUCCAAUCCACCUCACCGUGGACACGAGUCUCCAGAACUCACGCAUGAGCAUUAAAGCCUAUGUCAGUGCCCCAAUGGGAGUCCCUGGUAAAACUAUGGGCGUGAUGUUCACACCACUAACAGUGAAAUAUGUUUAUUAUGAUACAGAGCGGAUAGGAGUGGAUCUCAUCAUGAAGACCUGCUUCAGCCCCAACCGAGUGAUUGGCUUGUCCAGUGACUUGCAGCAGGUGGGGUCGGCCUCAGCCAGGAUCCAGGACACCCUGACCAUGGUGCUGCAGUACGCCGAGGACGUGCUGUCUGGCAAAGUGGCUGCUGACAACACUGUUGGGCGCUUCCUGAUGGAUCUUAUUAACCAGGUGCCAAAGAUUUCACCAGAGGACUUUGAGACCAUGUUGAACAGCAAUAUCAAUGACCUACUGAUGGUAACCUACUUGGCAAAUCUCACACAGUCACAGAUUGCUCUGAACGAAAAACUUCUGAGUUUAUAAAGAAAUUUUGCCACCCUACACUUUAAGGAGCCUGAAGAAUGAGCAGAUACACUUUUCUGUGGUGUUAGAAAUUUCCUUGGACUGUAAUUUAAUUAUCUACAUGACUUGGUUUACAUCAUUAUUUCCAUUGCUCUGAAAAGUCCCUAACAUGCUUUAGGAAAUGAAUGGGAGCGGCUGCAGUUCAGUUGAGCCUGGUGUUUUAACAUGAAAUAUGAGAAUCUUAGGUCUUGCGGAUUUGUCUACUUGUAUAACAAAAUAACAGCUUUAUUAUAAGAAUGUAUUUGGAAUAAAAGUUCCAUUGCAGUGGCAACAA
Messenger RNA from Passer domesticus (house sparrow), 1320 nucleotides. RefSeq names its product eukaryotic translation initiation factor 3 subunit F (gene EIF3F). The transcript has 8 exons. NCBI's taxonomy places the organism in Eukaryota, Metazoa, Chordata, Aves, Passeriformes, Passeridae. Gene Ontology annotation, cellular component: eukaryotic translation initiation factor 3 complex, eIF3m. Gene Ontology annotation, biological process: translational initiation. Gene Ontology annotation, molecular function: translation initiation factor binding; translation initiation factor activity; metallopeptidase activity. The record is from RefSeq and is a predicted model, not a curated record. The coding region runs from base 18 to 1007 and encodes 329 amino acids.